Messenger RNA from Medicago truncatula (barrel medic), 1820 nucleotides. RefSeq lists its product as uncharacterized. NCBI's taxonomy places the organism in Eukaryota, Viridiplantae, Streptophyta, Magnoliopsida, Fabales, Fabaceae. The transcript has a single exon. The coding region runs from base 209 to 1705 and encodes 498 amino acids. The record is from RefSeq and is a predicted model, not a curated record.
UAUAAUGGCAUUUUUGUUAUUCCACAUAACUGAAUGGCACUUUUGCAAAUUAACUCUCAAUACAUAGCAGAAUCCUCUUCCUUCCACCCUCAUUCCCGCAAAGCAAAUCAAUCGAAUUCCCGAUUUUACCCUCCAUUCCAAACCUAAUUUUCAAACCUUAACCAGAAACGUCUUUCUUUCUUCUCCUUCGUUUCUUGUGAAACAAUCCAUGGAACACUCCAUGGCAAAACACGGCUUCCUUCGCAACAUUCUCGUCCGAAUAUUCUCAUUCGCCGUUCUCAUCUUCGCUGUUCGAUUCGCUAUCAUCGUCACCAUCCACGGAGAAUCAUGCAACUCCUCCGAUUUCUGUAUCUUCUCUGAAAAUCUCAACCUCACCGCCCCCUCUCAUCUCUCCACCUCCGGUGAUCCAUUCUCCGGCAAGAAUUGGCGCCGCUCCGUCGAACACUACGCCUCUAUUUUUCAAGAUCUCAUUGGAGAAGGCUCGCUUUUACCGAAUUCUAAAGCUCUCUGCAUUGACACUCCCACCGGAGAAGAUGUUUUAGCGUUGAAGGAAAUCGGUGUUGUGGACUCCGUCGGAAUCUUCAAGAAACCGUCACCGCCGUUGAUUAUACAAGGAGAAGGCCGGAAACAUCCAUUUCCCGGUGAUUCCUUCGAUUUUGAAUUCUCCGGUAACGGCCGUUUGGAAGAAUCCGUUAAACCAGCAGAAUUAGCCGGGGAGAUAUGCAGAACUCUCCGUCCGGGAGGAUUCAUUGCGGUUCACACGACGGCGAGAGAUUCAUACAGCUUCAAUUCAUUUCUUGAAUUAUUCAAUUGCUGUGAGUUCAUCAGAACAAGAGAAAUCAACGGUGUUGAUUCAUCAACAAUUCUUGAAAUUUUGAUGAAAAAGAAAAUUCUUCAAAAAUUCAAAACCCUAGAUUUUGGAGUUUCACCCUCAAAUGGUAAUUACCAUUCAGUGAAUAAGUGCUUAAUUCCACGUUACAAACGUGAAAUAGUGAAUAAUGCAGAAUCAUUGAUACUAGAAGAGCCAUUGAAACCAUGGAUUGCAUUGAAGAGAAACUUGAAGAACAUAAAGUACUUAACUUCAAUGGUUGAUAUAAGUUUCAAAAGCAAUUAUGUUUAUGUUGAUAUUGGAGCAAGAAGCUAUGGUUCAAGCAUUGGAAGCUGGUUCAAGAAACAAUACCCAAAGCAGAAUAAAACAUUUGAAGUUUAUGCAAUUGAAGCAGAUAAAGCAUUUCAUCAAGAGUAUAGAACAAAAAAAGGUGUAAAUCUAUUACCCUAUGCAGCAUGGGUUAGGAAUGAGACAUUGUUUUUUGAGAUAACAAGAGACCCAAGUAAGAAAAUGAUGAUGAAAGGUAGAGGAAUGGGUAGGAUUAAUCCUGUUCAAACAAGUGCAAGUCAUAUGGGUGAUAAGGAUAAGAUUCUAGGGUUUGAUUUUGCUGAAUGGUUGAAAAGUGUUGUAACAAGUAAGGAUUUUGUGGUUUUGAAAAUGGAUGUUGAAGGUACUGAAUUUCAUUUGAUACCUAGGUUGAUUCAAACUGGUGCGAUUUGUUUGAUUGAUGAGCUUUUUCUUGAGUGUCAUUAUAAUAGGUGGCAAAGAUGUUGUCCUGGUCAAAGAAGUGCCAAGUUUCAGAAAACAUAUUCUCAAUGUUUGGAUUUGUUUACUUCACUUAGGAAUAUUGGUGUUCUUGUUCAUCAAUGGUUGUGAUAAUCGAUAGUACAAACCUGUUUGUAUAGGGAUUUUUUUGUAGAUUAAUUUUUGGUCAAUUGUUGUUAUAGAUGUAAAUGAAGAGUUUAAUGAAUGAAAGAUUUUGUUUAUUUUA